AUGUCGACUCCUACGCUGUCAAUUCCCUAUAUGCGCAUCAAGUUUGCAGAAGCGUCCGUCCUGACGUACACGAACCCGAAGCCUUGGAGGUGCAUGAAGAUCAGUGACUGCUCCUACUGGCACCUCACGAACACUGUCUACUGGAAGAAUCUCGCUUCCAAGCAGUACGCCAUAUUCUACGAGAGCGACAAUUGCGAUACGGAUGACAAGUAUUACUUUGUUUCGGAUAUCAACAACCCUGCUGGCGGAGACUACACGUUCAAGAAGAACACGGAGUUCCGGUCCAUGGCGCUCGGCAAAUACAAGGACGAGGCAAAGUUCACGUACGUCAACAACUGCCCAAAGGACAAGGAAAACGCAGUGGUGAAUGAGACGAGUGUCUUCGUGACCUGGGAAAAUGACGAUGAAUCAAGCGGUCUGUCGUCGAAUUGGACUAACACUCUUCCAUGA
Phytophthora nicotianae INRA-310 is the source of this 450-nucleotide messenger RNA. RefSeq lists its product as hypothetical. Lineage: Eukaryota; Oomycota; Peronosporomycetes; Peronosporales; Peronosporaceae. The transcript has a single exon. Bases 1 to 450 code for a protein of 149 amino acids. The record is from RefSeq and is a predicted model, not a curated record.